CUGACACACACGUUACAGACACUAACUUGACCAAAAUGCUUUGCUGUGGACCAUCAUUUUCUCCCACAAAACUCUCUCUCUAAAUAAUGUUAAUUGCUUCAAGAACCCUCCCAAUUACAUCUACUAUCAAUUAAGAUUAUAACCAAGAUUGUAUGCACAACUGAGAAAACAAUCAGUCCUCUCUCUCUCUGGGGGAAUGAAUAGUGUUCAAUAAAUGAGGAAAUGGAUGAGUGUUGAAGAGAAGCAACAUAAUCUUGUCUGUCUGUGAUUUUGUAUAAGAUUUCAUCUUGUUCUAGGAUUUUAUGGAACGCAGAGGUGAAGAGAGGGAUAUAGGUUUCAAUCCGGAGUCGGAAUUGAAGCUGCCGCUUGCCCCUAUUGUUUCCACUCCGCCGGAUAGGAGGGGAAAUGCGGUGGCGUCGCUCCGCCGCGGCAGCGCCAUUUUCAGCCCUAGUCAAACCCUAGAUCACCGCCACCGCCAAAGCCACAAUCUCAGCCCUCCGCCGCGCCCGCCGCUUGUGCUCAAAGACCCCUCCCCAGAUCCAGAUCCAGAUCCAUCCACCCCAAGAGCUGAAGGCCCAUCCAAUUCACGGACCCCGCCGUCGCCGCCGCCUCAUCCUCCUCCUCCUCCUCCUCCGCCGCCGCCGCCAGAAGCUCCAAGCAAUUGCGUAAUCAGAUACCGCGAGUGCCUCAAGAAUCACGCGGCGAGCAUGGGCGGCCACGUGGUCGACGGAUGCGGAGAAUUCAUGCCCAACGGAGACGACGGCACCGCCGAGGGUUUGCGCUGCGCCGCCUGCGACUGCCACCGCAAUUUCCACCGGAAAGAAGUCGACGGCGAGGUGGCGCAGCCGGCCAAUUUAUACCAAUUCCGCACGCCAUUGCUCCCCUCCCAACCCUCCGCCGCCGCUCAUCACUCGGCCCAGGGCGGGUUCGCGGCGGCGCCGGCGAUAAUGAGCUUCGGCGGCGAUGAGUCCUCGAGCGAGGAUCUGAACAUGUUCCAGUCCGGAGGCAGCGGACAUGCAGCAUUGCAAUUGGGGUCGAAGAAGCGGUUCCGAACGAAAUUCAGCCAGGAGCAGAAGGAUCGGAUGCAGGAGCUCGCGGAGAAACUGGAGUGGCGGAUUCAGAAACAAGACGAGCAGCUAGUGCAGCAGCUCUGCCAAGAAACCGGCAUCAAGCGCGAGGUUUUCAAGGUGUGGAUGCACAACAAUAAGCAGGCUAUGAAGAAGAGGCAAAUUUGAUGAUCAAGAAGAAGAAGAAGAAAUGAAGAUGAUGAUCUUUUAAUUUAGGUGAGUUAGCAUCAUCAUUAUCAUUAGUUGAUUAAAUUAAUUAAUCACCUCAUUCUUCUCAAUUCGAACUAGCUAUGUCCUAAUUUAGUAGGAUUAAUUGACGGCGCCCUAGCUAGGCUACCUCUUUUGUUACUACAUUCUAAUAAUAAACAGACUGAUUUAUCUAA
Messenger RNA from Salvia splendens (bonfire salvia), 1450 nucleotides. Its product is annotated as zinc-finger homeodomain protein 2. Gene Ontology annotation, molecular function: DNA-binding transcription factor activity; transcription cis-regulatory region binding. The coding region runs from base 303 to 1235 and encodes 310 amino acids. NCBI's taxonomy places the organism in Eukaryota, Viridiplantae, Streptophyta, Magnoliopsida, Lamiales, Lamiaceae. The transcript has 2 exons. Gene Ontology annotation, cellular component: nucleus. The record is from RefSeq and is a predicted model, not a curated record. Gene Ontology annotation, biological process: regulation of DNA-templated transcription; regulation of developmental process.